Messenger RNA from Myripristis murdjan (pinecone soldierfish), 2201 nucleotides. Its product is annotated as protein TSSC4. Lineage: Eukaryota; Metazoa; Chordata; Actinopteri; Holocentriformes; Holocentridae. The transcript has 4 exons. The record is from RefSeq and is a predicted model, not a curated record. Bases 220 to 1161 code for a protein of 313 amino acids.
CCACUCCGGUGCAGCAGGUGGCGCUGUGCACCUUUAAAAAGCUGGUUUACGAUCCGCCGGGGGAAAAAAACGAAGACGAAGAAGCAGUUUCCGGAAGUGAGUCCGUGUCAGUGAGGCUAGCUUGACAGACUGUAGCCUGACGCCAGCAGCAGCAAGGAAGUGAAAGCAGGGAAGCUGCAGUCCGGCCGGGCUCCUGAUCGGCUCAGCGUCUGGAUCAAUAUGUGUGAUCAGGAAAACGGCCUCAGCCACCGCACGCCGGCCCGCGCUGAUGAUGUCACUCUGCCAGACGAGCUGUCGGCGAGCGAUGACUCAGAGCCUGAAGAGGAGCCCAGCGGGGCGUCACGUGACCCGCAGCUCCGAGACUUGCACUCCUUCAUUGAUGAUGAUGAUGAUGAUGAUGAUGAUGAUGACGGUGAUGAGGGUGAGGUGCAGCUCGGCGCCGCUCCCAGAUCUCAGAGCAGCUUCAGCCUGAAGGGCGGCAGCUCGGGUUUCUCCAGCCGCAGCCUCAGUAUCUUCGGCAGCCUGGACAGCGUCGCCCGGCCGGCGGCGGGCGAGGACACGGCGGCGGGCGAGACGUUCGCCCGGCCGAGCCGCCCGCCGCCCAGAGCCGUCCCGGACUACCUGCUCCACCCCGAGCGCUGGACCCACUACAGCCUGGAGGACGUGGCGGAGAGCAGCGAGCGCGAGAACAGGGCGGCGGCACGGCACUUCCUGCAGCAGAGGAGGCAGCAGCAGGAGCGGCCGCAGCACAUCAGCUCCUCCCAGGACAAAGUCAUCUUCUCCAGGCCGAGCGGCCGGCCGGGCAGGGAGCGAGCCGCCGACGAGCUGAAGGCCGCAGGAGGCAGAGAGAUGAGCCUCAGUCACCUGGAGGAAGACGAGGAGGAGGAAGGUGGGAGCCUCUGGACCAGGAGAAGCAGCAAGGUUAAAGAGAAAAGCACAGAGAGGGAGGAAAGAGGGGAGGAGGACGAGGAGAAAGAGGAGGUGAGGGCUCCCGUCAAGCCGCCGCCACAGGCCGAGGAGAGGAAGAGGAAGUGGGAGGAGCAGGGAGGAGCUGCUGAGGAGGAAGAGGAGGAGAGGCAGCAGGUCAACCCCGGCUUCACCUCCUUCAGGAAGUCCAACCGCAAAAACUACAGGAGGAGCUCGGAGCAGGACGACAGCUGAGGACAGAGAGGACAGUGUCAAGACACACACACACACACACACACACACACACACACACACACUGCUUCCUGCUGCAGAUCACAGGACUGUGUUGUUAGUGAACAUGUAACUGAUGGCGGAAAAAAGUCACAGAGCCGGGGGAAGGGGAAGAUGUUCCAAGAAAAAAAUUCUGAGAUUAAAGUCAUAAAUUUAUGAGAAAAAAGCGGAAAACUCUGAGAUUAUGAAGUCCAAAAUUUGAGAGAAAAAAAAUCAGAAAAAUAGUUUUUCUUUUCCUUUUUGUUGAAGGCAGAAUUCAGCGUCAGAGUUUAUUCUGACUGAGUUUUUUAGCCUUCCCCGGCUCUGUAAUUUUUUUUCACCCUACAGUGGCCCUAAUACACCGUCAUAAUCUCCGUUUUGAAAAAUAUUGCAGUCACAUAAAAACUUUAGAGCCUGCCUGUAGUCUUUUCUCAACCUCAGUCCUUUUUUAAAAACUCCCUGAAAUGUUUUUUGUAACCGUUUUUAGUGAAUGAAAUUAUCGUAAAAGUCAUUUUGCUGAAAACCCCUGGAAAGACCUCAAAGACCUCUGAGGGUCCGCAGACCCUAAUUUGAACCCCACUGGUCUCCAUCAUGUCCUGAACGCACAGAACAUAUGAAUACUAAACAAUCCAUCACACAAACCUUCGCCCUCCAACUUCAGAUUUGAGAAACGGCAAACGCACAAAUACAACAAAUAUCAGUCUCAACAGAUGUUUUGGUUUGUUUUUUGUUUUCAUGAACUUCUCAUUUUAGUGUUUUCGUCUGAGUGGCUCCUCCCUCCCCGCUCCGCAUUGCAUUCUGGGACAGCGGCGUGCAGCAGCCAGUCGAGCACGUGUGUUGACAUUCUUGACGUUUGUGCAUUUUCACGCUCCGACAGUGUGAGCGCUCAUCAAACACAACACCUGGUCAGAAGGAGUAUGCACUCUGCUGCUGGGACCUGCUGGUAGUUUAAGGUCCCGUGGGAAAAUUGGGCGCUUACCCUGAACUCUGUAAAAAAAAAUAAAUAAAUAAACAAAGUGAGAAAC